Molecule: messenger RNA, 1694 nt
Organism: Triplophysa dalaica
Lineage: Eukaryota; Metazoa; Chordata; Actinopteri; Cypriniformes; Nemacheilidae
Exons: 5
Coding region: 15-737 (240 amino acids)
Cellular component (GO): nucleoplasm
Source: RefSeq, a predicted model, not a curated record
AUAAUCUGUCUCAAAUGCUGCCCAGAAUAUGCAAAGAGGCCGGGACGCUGACCACAUACACUAACCACAGUCUGAGACUCACUGCGCUUCAAAAACUCACUGAAUCCAGACAGAUCGUGACUGUGUGUGUGCACAGUGUCCAUAUUGAGACGAAACCUCAGUUGCAGCAGGAAUCUGCUCCAUAUUUUGCCAGAUGUGAGAUUGACUCCAGCUGUGUGACACAGGAGAAUCUAGUGAGCAGCCAUGGCUGGUUAAAACAAGAACCAGAAAAUGAAAUAAUCGAGUGGAAAAAUAUGAACUUGAAGGCCGCCGUUGAUGCUGAGCAGGACAACACAAGCAAUGCCAUCUCCACAGCAACGACCCCGAUGGAGGGUUUACCCCCCAGUGUGAUGCUGACCAUCUCCAAACUUAAGUGUCUUGUGGAGAGCAAACAGCAGAAGAUUGAAGCACUGGAGAAACAAGUGCAGGACCUACAGGAGGAUCGCAAGUUCCUCCGCACACAGAUCGAGAACCUCACCAGUGCUCGUGUGGUUCAAGUACCAGAAGCAAGCACUUCAGUGUUUUUACGGCCCAGGUCACAUAAGAGACGGCAGAAAAUCACAUCUAAGCCAUGUGACAGUGAUGAGAGCUUUACCGAUGGGUCUGAGACCAUUGAUUCAUCUGAGGAGUUGAGCAACAUCAAGAAAAACAGACACAACAAGAAGAAAUGGAAGAGAGGUUAUGUGCAGUGUGAGUAAGUACUUUCAGCCUCCAACAAGAAGAACCUGAGUGGAGUUCUGCCCAAUUCCAGGCCAAACGUUUAUGAGUGAACUGCCUUUGCCCAGUACUCAAGAGUAGGCAAUACCUUAAGGUACCUUACUGUAGGUGGGACAACGUUCCUGGUUGUUUCUUCAUUGAUGGCUGAACUGUUUGCACCACAAACAGCAUUAUGCAGCACACCAUCUUCAACUGCCCUCAUCACAGAAUUGCAUCUAACAGCCGAAUAGAGAGAGUGUUCCUCUGGUGAGUCUGUGAGGAAAUGUUGGUCUGCUGUAUGUCUAGCUGUAUGCCCUCACAAAUGACACAGAUGAUGGUUUCUGCCUUUGACUGCUGAAAAAGAAAGAACAUGUCCAUGUGUGGACAUUAGUGGGCGCUGUGAUACCAUUGCUGACUGAUAAUGAUGGUGGUCAGGGCUGUUGUGUGCAUGUCAGGCCAUGGAAGUAUAGCAAGAAAUGAGUGAUAUGAAACAUGCUUGUUGUUAAUCAAAUUAGAAUGUAUUUAGUUAUACUUUACAUGUACAGAUCUGUUUGAAUUUUAUAUUAAGUUGCACAGAUAAUAACAGGACUGAAGAUGGAAAGUUAAGGCAUAUAUGAUGAGAUGGAUUGGACCAGAUUUCUGACUUUAAAUUUUCUUUUUUUGAAUCACUACAAAUGAUGUCUGGAAUCACAUAUGACAUCACAUGUUUUGUUAAGUCUUAUAUUACAUUUAUUUUAGUGAUAUAGUUCAUGUUAUUUUAUCAGUUUUCGUUUGUUUAAAUGCACAAAUAAACCAUGUCCUCCAAGACUGUAUUUACAGUCUAAGUGCUUGUAUUUUCACAUUUGCUGUUUGUGUUUGCUUCUUUCCUUAUGCUCUCAUUAUUUGUCCCGGUAUUGUACAGUAUUAUGAUGUAUUUUCGAAUAAUACAAAAGUAUGGAAUAAAUGAAAAAAGGAGUUUG